Messenger RNA from Scedosporium apiospermum, 1797 nucleotides. Its product is annotated as FAD binding domain-containing protein. Bases 1 to 1797 code for a protein of 598 amino acids. The record is from RefSeq and is a predicted model, not a curated record. NCBI's taxonomy places the organism in Eukaryota, Fungi, Ascomycota, Sordariomycetes, Microascales, Microascaceae. Gene Ontology annotation, molecular function: FAD binding; oxidoreductase activity. The transcript has 3 exons.
AUGGGCCGCCUCAUGUCUCUGGCAGCCUCAGCGCUGCUCGCCCUCCAGACCGUGACUGUCCAGGCCGCCAAGUGUCCUGCCGGUCUCGUACCCCGUGUGUGGGAAGGAAAGCAGUAUGGCUGCAAGUGCUACGUUGGUGAUGACUGCUGGCCUAAGAGCAAGGAGUGGAAGACGUUAAACUCAACCGUCGAUGGCAACCUUGUGAUCCACGUACCUCCGGAAGCGGCAUGCCACAACACCUUCGAAGGCCCUCUCGGAACCCUGGAGACUUACGAUGCGGAAAGGUGUGCCGAGGUUACUGCCAACUAUGCCGCAGAGCAGUGGACAACCGACCAGGACGCUCUCAACCUGUGGAAGUACUUCACAAAUGCCACUUGUACUCCCACCGAGAAUCCCGAGGAGCCAUGCACCCUUGGCUACUACGGUGUCUACGUUGUCCUCGCCAAGGAGCAUGCUCACAUCAAGGCCGGCGUCGACUUUGCUCGCAAGCACAACCUUCGUCUUAUCAUCCGCAACACCGGGCACGAUUUUAUUGGCCGCAGCACUGGCUGGGGUGCCCUCAUCAUCAACACUCACGUCUUCCAGGAUAUUGACUUUCUUGACAGCUUCACAGGACCUGGCGACUACGAUGGUCCGGCGGUCAAGAUUGGUGCUGGUGUUCAAGGUCGUGAGCUCAUCCGGACCGUGGCUGCCAAGGGGCUUGCCGUCGUCACGGGCGAAUGCCCGACUGUCGGUGUUGCUGGGGGUUUCAUCCAAGGCGGUGGCCAUGGCCCCCUUACCACGCUCUACGGCAUGGCUGCAGACCAAGUCCUCGAAUUCGACAUCCUCACCGUCGAUGGCGAGUACAAAACCGUCAACGCCGGCAACGAGCCCGAGCUCUUCUGGGCCCUCAAGGGAGGUGGUCCCUCUACAUACGCUAUCGUCCUCACCGUCACAGUCCGUGCCUACCCUGAGCUCCCCAGCGCCGCCGCGGACCUUUUCGUCAACUUCACUUCCAUCUCCGACCCCGAUGUGUUCUGGGAGGGCGUCCGCAUCUUCCACAAGCACAGCAACCACUUUGUCGACAGCGGCCUCUACGUCUACUUUGAGAUCGGCCCUAUGCUCUUCCGUGCGAAGCCCUUCGUCGCUGUUAAUCAGACCGCUGCUCAGCUCGAGGCUAUUCUCGCACCUAUGGUUGCUGAUUUUGAGGCCUCUGGGGUUCCUCACGAGUUGAGCGUCUUUGAGUAUCAGUCGCUUCAUGAUUUGUACCUUGACCGCUUCGAAGAUGAGGGCGCCGGUGCUUUCGCCCUGACUGGAGGCUGGCUCUUCACCCACAGGGAUGUCGAGGAGAAUAAUGACGAGAUCAUCGAGGCUUUUAAAACCGUCCUAAGCCCCCGUGAGGACCUUGUCAAUCAGGGCUUCAUGGUCGGUCAUCUCUUCAACGCCGGCCAUAAUCUUCCCGUUGCUCGGAGCGCAACUCACCCUCUCUGGAGAAAGGGUACCGACUUCAUCAUCUCUAUCCUCCCGGUUCCUCAGAACGCCUCUGUGGCCGAAAAAGCCGAUCUCCAGGACGUCCUAACCAACGUCCAGGAUGCCGCUCUCAGGGCCGCCGGUCCUUAUGGUGCCAGCUACGUCAACGAGGCUGACCCCUUCCAGCCUAACUGGCAGGAGCAUUUCUGGGGUGAUAUUUAUCCUGACCUCAAGACACUCAAGAAGAAGUGGGAUCCGCGCGGAAUUCUCUACGCCGUUUCUACUCCUGGAACUGAGGAAUGGGAGGUCAUCGAGUACGGUACUCGUCUUUGCAAGCGUAUUGAAUAA